Notothenia coriiceps (black rockcod) is the source of this 928-nucleotide messenger RNA. Its product is annotated as multiple epidermal growth factor-like domains protein 9. Gene Ontology annotation, cellular component: laminin trimer. The record is from RefSeq and is a predicted model, not a curated record. Gene Ontology annotation, biological process: animal organ morphogenesis; tissue development; axon guidance. The coding region runs from base 134 to 928 and encodes 264 amino acids. Lineage: Eukaryota; Metazoa; Chordata; Actinopteri; Perciformes; Nototheniidae. The transcript is spliced from 2 exons.
GUUGACUGUGGUUCAUAGGGCAACAAACCGCAGCGUACGCCGCCGGGGACAUCAAUGGUGGAGUACGCGUCUAUUCAGGGAAAGGUCUGAGAGGGACCACUACUGGGGCUUACAUGGAGAGCUGAAAGUGAAUAUGAGGCUAACGUCCUUAAUUAUGUACAUAUCUCCGGCUCUGCUAUUUAUUUUGUAUGUAUAUAUUGGAUUUUGUGAAGCUGCACCUCGCAUCAGUCCCUACGAUGCGUCGCCUAUCUCCAGGAAGCCCGGCUCAGCCUCCGACACCUGGGAGACCUUCUUCACCGACAUGCCUCGUUCUGUACCCGAGAGCAGCCUGGCACUCGGGCCUCUAGCCGGCCUCAACCCGCAGCCUGCUAUUGUUUCUGCCGGCCCGACCACCAUAACCAGUUCUAUUUCGAAAACGCUAAACACCUUUCAGCCUCCAACAGCGGACCAGACCACCACUCCUUCUACUGCCGCCCCUGAUACUGGAAUAAUCAUAGCCACAAAAGAACAUUUAACUGCGCCGAUUUCCCGAUUAAACGGCGCAGGCAAAAGAUCCACCGAUGCACAAGCCUCACUUUUCUCUCCGGAGAAAAGGCUGCAGACCAUGGUGUCCAUGGUUUCCCAGCGCACAGCCAACGAUGCCUGGGCAGCAGAUAAUAUUGGCACAUCUGUUACCUCAAUAGAGAAUAGUCAAGAGAGUGUGUGUAACUGCAGCAGUGGUGCUGAGGGGGUUCGGGAUCCGGACGACUGUGAUCACAACACGGGUCAGUGUUCAUGCCUGUCGGGCUACACUGGUCUGCAGUGUGAGGACUGUGAGGAGGGGCACUACACCAACGGCACCAGCGGCUGCAUGCCCUGCGCCUGCGACUCCUCCGGGGCCGUGAACAGCCUCUGUGACAGGUACGCUCCCUCCUUUCACCUCUGGUAG